UUGGGUCAUAUGAUCGAUCGCCUACGUCCGCUGGUUUUCUCCCGGCUGGCGUCACCUCACCCCCCCUACCCCCGUAAAUCCUAAACAAACGAACAUGGCGGAUUUUGAAGAGCGGCGGAGCCUGUUGGAAGAUGAGGACAGGGGGUCGUUCACCGGCAGACAGGCAGCCAGGGGACCCGGCAGACCACUGCCGGCCAUCUGCGACCCCAGCCACCUCCUGCACCGAGUGGUUGUCCUGAUAUUUAUGUGCUUCCUGGGAUUCGGAAGCUACUUCUGUUAUGACAACCCAGCUGCACUUCAGACUCAAGUCCUUCAGGAUAUGAACCUGAACACUGCAAAGUUCAUGCAGCUAUAUGCCUGGUACUCCUGGCCCAAUGUGGUUCUCUGCUUCUUUGGGGGAUUCCUGCUGGACAGGGUCUUUGGUAUCAGGCUGGGAACCAUCAUCUUUUCCCUGUUUGUCUGUGUUGGACAGGUAAUAUUUGCUGCUGGAGCUUUAUUAAAUCGUUUCUGGCUGAUGGAAGUUGGACGUUUUGUGUUUGGUAUUGGAGGAGAGUCAUUGGCUGUGGCCCAGAACACCUAUGCAGUCAACUGGUUUAAAGGAAAGGAGCUCAAUCUGGUGUUUGGCCUUCAGCUGAGCAUGGCCCGCCUGGGCAGCACAGUGAACAUGAACAUCAUGGGCUGGGUGUACAACAGAGUCGCUGAUGUUGUUGGCUCUUCUGGAUACAUCACACUCGGCGCAUCACUCAUGAUAGCUGCGGUAACCUGCUUAUUCUCAUUGAUCUGUGCCUUGGUGUUGGCAUUCCUUGACAAAAGAGCAGAGAAAAUCCUUCACAAGGAGCAGGGAAAAACAGGUGAGGUGAUCAAGCUGACAGACGUAAAAGACUUCCCCCUCCCCCUGUGGAUCAUCUUCAUCAUAUGUGUGGGUUACUACGUGGCCAUCUUCCCUUUUAUUGGACUGGGACAGGUAUUCUUCAUUGAAAAAUUCAACUUUUCCCCAGCUGAAGCCAGAGCUGUCAACAGUAUCGUGUACAUCAUCUCAGCCCCCGCAUCUCCAGUUUUAGGCUUCCUGGUUGACAAGACAGGGAGGAAUGUGAUUUGGGUAAUAUGUGCCGUGGUCACCACACUCGCCGCUCACAUGAUACUGGCCUUCACCUUCUGGAACCCAUGGAUCGGCAUGUCGCUGCUGGGUGUCUCCUACUCCUUACUGGCCUGUGCACUGUGGCCCAUGGUGGCCUUUGUGGUGCCUGAGCAUCAACUGGGGACAGCUUAUGGCUUCAUGCAGUCCAUCCAGAACCUGGGACUUGCUCUCAUCGCCAUGGCAGCAGGAGCCAUACUAGACACCAGAGGAUACCUGUUUUUGGAAGUGUUUUUCUGCGCCUGCAUCUGCAUUGCACUGAUGGCAGUGGUGAUGCUGUACUUUGUGGAUUAUCUCAGAGGAGGAGAUUUGAACCGGUCAGCCUCAGACAGAGCCAAGCUCCUUAAAGAAGCCACUUCAGACGCAGAAUGAUGAUGAUGAUGAGGGAACACACAUGGUCCUGGGCUUCAGAGCCAGCAGGCUGCACUGUCCACCCCAGAGCUGUCAAUCAUCUGCCAUGGGGCGGGACUGCACUACUGACUCCGCCCAGUGCUGUCAUCUGUGGCUCUUCCCAGCACAACUGACUGUCUGGCCCCGGCUAUUACAUAACCAACCGUGUAUUAAUAGCUGAUUACAUCCCAAUCAACACACUGACAAAUGACUCCACAGUUACUGACAUCUCCUCCAAUAUUUACUCUCCACUGACACCUGCGUGCAUCAAACUUCAGCAUGAAGUUUCUUCAGUUACAGAAGAAAGUUUAGUUGCUUGAAAAUUGUUUUAAAACAUUUUAAAUGUCUGAACUGUCUGACAGAGAUGACUUCUGUCAUGUGAAAAGGUGCCUAUAUCCCUGAUUAAUAGUGUAGUAGAUUUGAUUACACAGGAAUGCAACUCUCAAUAUAGGAUUCCUAUAUUAAUUCAAUUGUUUUAUAUGUAUAUAGAGGUAACUUUUGUGGGUAUUUUUAAAUGUUUUUUAUAUGUUUUUCUUUAUACAAAUGGUUUUCAGCUAGAGUCUGUUAUUUCCCUUAUUGCAGACAACUCAGCAGUACAUCUAUGUACAUAUCAUUUGUUAGAAUUCACAAUAAUUGCCAACCAAAAUCUCCCUUCCUGGUCUCUCCUUAGGCAGAGUGCGUUUAUAUUCAGUUUUAAUCACAUGCGCUAUUGACCUUUUAUGGUGGAUAAUCUCAAAAAGAGCAUAGCUCUUUAAUGUUUAAAUCUUUAUUGCUCAAUUCUUUCAUUUCUUAAUUCCUUUAUCUGCUCUUCGCUGGUUUCGGAGGUUCAUAAAAAUUUAUUUUUUUUCGCAUCAUCAAAUGCUACAUUACUAUAAUGAUAAGAUGGAUAAGAAAAAGAGAAAGGCACACUUUUGGCUGCAUUUAUCCAUGUAAUGUUAUUCACAGUUUCAAAUUUUUAAAAACUCUUUUAUUAAUGUGACCUUUUGAAGAAUCAGUUCCACAUAUAAAUUAUGUUUUGUGGGCUGUUUUGCUCUUUUAUCACGUUCAGGUAAUUAACUUAUUUUAAGCGCUGCCCCUAAUUGUUGCCUGCCUCAUCUGAAUGGUGCAACAAAAUAUUCAUGCACUCUGCUUAAUUCUCAUCAUUCCAGUAAUACGGGGAGAGAUUUGUCUUCCUGUGUUAUCAGGGUCAUACACUGUGGAUGAUAAACAUUCACUACCUCAGUUGGGCAAAUUAGUCUUCUUGAAAAUGUUAAAGAAAAAGCCCAACACCUGUAAGGAAAUGGUCAGUAGGGUAACAUUAAAAUGUUGUGAUUGCACAUUAAAAUAACCACUGUGUCACACAGCUAGAAACAUGCUGCUCUCUUCACGUGUCACUCAUUUGCUCCGUGGUGUUGAGACCGAAGUUCAGUCUUUGCUUAACUGAGAAUAUUUGUGUUAAACUAACUGUCAUCGAGCUGUGUACAAGAACUAAUGUAUUUAAGAAAUUACAGAAGAUAAAUUGUGUCAUCAAACAAAGUAAAAUUGGAUGUAAAGUCACUUAAAUAAUCACCUGCAGUCUUCUGUAAAACCAAAUCACAUUUGAUACUUGACUGUUUCUGGAACAAUGACAUUCCAUUAAAAGCAAUUUAUUUGAAGACAUUUGAAA
This is a messenger RNA of Thunnus maccoyii (southern bluefin tuna), 3170 nucleotides long. RefSeq names its product major facilitator superfamily domain containing 1 (gene mfsd1). The transcript is spliced from 16 exons. Gene Ontology annotation, cellular component: lysosome. The record is from RefSeq and is a predicted model, not a curated record. Bases 95 to 1507 code for a protein of 470 amino acids. Gene Ontology annotation, biological process: transmembrane transport. NCBI's taxonomy places the organism in Eukaryota, Metazoa, Chordata, Actinopteri, Scombriformes, Scombridae. Gene Ontology annotation, molecular function: transmembrane transporter activity.